This is a messenger RNA of Rotaria sordida, 273 nucleotides long. The record is from the annotation of a GenBank genome assembly. NCBI's taxonomy places the organism in Eukaryota, Metazoa, Rotifera, Eurotatoria, Philodinida, Philodinidae.
GCCAUGGAAUGGGCCAAACACAAGAUUACAGUCAAUGCUUAUUGUCCAGGAAUUGUCGAAACUGCAAUGUGGCAUAUGAUUGAUGAAGAAAUAGCAAAAGCUGAAGGAAAGCAAAAGGGAGAUGCCACUAAACAGUACUUAAACAUGAUAACUCUUGGUCGUAUAAGUGUGCCGGAAGAUGUCGCAAACUUUGUAUCAUACUUGGCUAGCAAAGAUUCUGAUUAUAUGACUGGACAAAGUGUUCUCAUUGAUGGAGGCAUUAGAUUUUCUUAA